ACGGUGGCGCAUCGCCGGCGGGGCUGCACGCUGAGCCCCAACUUUUCCAGGAGCUGACGCUCUCUCUGCAGAAUUGGCCUGAUGGAGCAAAGGCACUCAGCGCAGUUCAGUACAAGAAGGAAACAAUGCGACCAGCAUGCAAACAGCACGGAUCGUACUGGAAACUUGACACAGCACCAGAGAACACACACAGGAGAGAAACCCUUCAAGUGCACUGUGUGUGAGAAGGCAUUUUCAUUGUCAUCAUAUCUUCAGACCCACCAGAGAACACACACAGGAGAUAAACCCUUCAAGUGCAGUGUGUGUGGGAAGGCAUUUUUGUAUUCAUCUACUCUUAAACAACACCAGAGAACACACACAGGAGAUAAACCUUUCAAGUGCACUCUGUGUGGGAAGGCGUUUGCAUUGUCAUCAAAUCUUAAGAUCCACCAGAGAACACACACAGGAGAGAAACCUUUUAAGUGCACUCUGUGUGGGAAGGCGUUUGCAAUGUCAUCAAAUCUUAAGACCCACCAGAGAACACACACAGGAGAUAAGCCCUUCAAGUGCAGUGUGUGUGGGAAGGCAUUUUUUUAUUCAUCUACUCUUAAACAACACCAGAGAACACACACAGGAAAGAAACCUUUCAAGUGCACUGUGUGUGAGAAGGCGUUUGCACAGUCACCACAUCUUCAAAGACACCAGAGAACACACACAGGAGAGAAACAUUUCAAGUGCAUUGUGUGUGGGAAGGCGUUUGCACAGUCAUCACAUCUUCAAAGACACCAGCGAACACACACAGGAGAUAACCCCUUCAAGUGCAGUGUGUGUGGGAAGGCAUUUUUUUAUUCAUCUACUCUUAAACAACACCAGAGAACACACACAGGAGAGAAACCUUUUAAGUGCACUCUGUGUGGGAAGGCGUUUGCAAUGUCAUCAAAUCUUAAGACCCACCAGAAAACACACACAGGAGAGAAACCUUUUAAGUGCACUCUGUGUGGGAAGGCGUUUGCAAAGUCAUCCACUCUUCAGACCCACCAGAGAAUACACACAGGAGAUAAACCCUUCAAGUGCAGUGUGUGUGAGAAGGCGUUUUCAGAUUCAUCUGCUCUUCGACGACACCAGAAAACACACACAGGAGAGAAACUCUUCAAGUGCAGUGUUUGUGGGAAAGUGUUUGCACAUUCAUCAAAUCUUAAAAAACACCAGAGAACACGCACGCAUCAGAAAAUCCACAAGAAGUGUAAUCUGAAAUCAGCUUGUGAAAGUCAAUGUGCUGCAAUGACCCCAUUGUUCAUGAAACAAGAACCAGAAGACAAUCGCAGCCUGGACACUUUGAAAGGUAUCAAGGUGAAAUAUGAAGAGGCGAAAGUGAAAUGUGAAGAAGUAACAGUGACGAGCGUAGAAGUGAAGGUUAAAUUUGAAGAUUAUUCAACUCCAAAAUCGGACCUUCACCUAGAUGGAGGCAGUGUGAAACAGGAAAUAAAUUCUGACUGUGAGGCAGAGCGAGGCAACUCCCAGGAGUUUGUGGAUGUGGAGGUGUGGGUGGACUUCUUAGACAAUACAAAGUCAAAUGGAGACCAGGUAGAUGUGCAAGCUUCAGACGAUUAAGCUCCAAUGGAUGCACCUUUGUCACAGGCCUUUCUAAUGAAUAUAAUGUGAAGUUGAACACUCAAUUUCUAGGUUCAAACUGGAGUGUAAGCGUGGCCAGUAUUUGUGAACCUGUGGGUUGGGGCGAUCUCUAACCAGGAGUGACUCAAGUGUUUUGUAUCAUAUCUCAUCUUAGACACUCGAUGGGUGCCCAUAAUGGGCAUCUGCCCCUGUGUGCCACAAGGUGACCGUUCACUGGCCUGCAUGUGGAUAUGAGUUUGUAAGUUGGGGGAGAUGUUUGAUAUGCCAGUCGGAUUUGAACCUUGAACCUUUGCAACAUAGAGAAUGUACUACUACUUGACUUCCCUCUAUGAGAGUGCUGCACAUAUAGGCCUCAUCUCGGCAGAGAUCAACUUGUAAAUACGUUGCAACGUGACGCAGUACAUUUCAGUAUAGUUAUAAAAUGUUACCAAUGUGCCCUUUGAUUAUUUUGAAUCAUAAUUGAAAGAAUACCCGUCAGAUUUUGUACGUACAUACAACAUUUUGUGUAUUAAUGUCAAACAUGGAAUAUGUGCUGUCAGGACAAAGUAUCUGUUUUGGUGGUAACCUGUACAAAAGCUCACGUGAGAGCUGUUAUUUUUGUGAUACGGGUCAAAGGGUGUUUUUGUGAAUCAGGCCGCAUCUGACUGGGGCAACUCAUUGUCUUUGAAAUCGGGAGCAUAGUCGGAUCAUUCAUCAGUUAAGGUAUGCCACUUAUAAGUUACGUAUAGGAGAUACAUUCUCCACAAGAACACUAAUUAUCAUUUUGUAUUACGUAUACAUUUUGUCGAACUGAGACUUGAAAUGGACCUUGCCGAUGAACAUCAGUUGAAGCAAGCCGGACUGUUGAGACAUUGUACACCAAAACCAGUCCACAGGUGGCUUGUACUGAACACAUGUGUAGUGCCAUAAGAGAGGAGGGGCUGCUGGGGGCUCUCGGAUCCUAGGCAGAUAAGCCCUCGGUGCCAGGCGCUAGGAUCCCAGGCACCCCAAACAGUUAAACCCCUUGACGCCACCAACGGGGGGAGGGGCUGUGCAUGCUCUGUGGGAUAUCUGGGGGCGCACACAACCCCACCCCUCGUUGGGAACGAGGCAUAUAAAAGGGCAGCUCCCUGGCCGAUCGGGGGCAGUUGCAGCUCAAGACCCAAGACCAGCCAACUUAGGACCCUGGACCCCCUCGUCCCGCUUGUCCUUGUAUGGGCCGGGACGCUGUGAGGGCCAGUGGUGGGACUCUGGGACUCCCGGCUCUACGUCCUUGUAAGGGCGAGUUCCGAGGAAGCCAGAGUCCAGACCCGCACCUUGGCUGGGUCGGGUCAAUUAGCCUCCCCUCGGGUAAUUGCAGCCGGAGGAGCCCAGAGCGUAGCCAGAGUAGUGUAUCUAGGCUGUGUACCUAGGCUGUAACAGAGUAUCAGGACUGUUGGAGUGUUUUGUUGUAAUAAAGAAGAUACCUCUACAAGUGUCUCCGGAACCCAUUACACAUGCAUUCCUAAAAGGCCGUGGUAUUUACAGUUUGUGUAAAACAUUCCUUUGUUUCGUGUAGAGAACGUUGAAUGAAAGAUGUCUGCCGAUCUGUUUUUUCGCAAGGAGGUACUUUAAAGAGCACAUUUGAAGGCAUCGUGGAUUUUUGUUACAGAUUUGUAUUCUAGCCUAGGUUUUAUUGAAUUUUAACUUCUAUUUAAAUAAAACUUUAGAUAUAUCUGUCUGCAUUGAUAUACCACCUUGUUUACCACAUGUUUACCUAAAUAUGUAGACGCUCCCUCUGAAGACGUCACCUCAAAUUAACGAGUGGGUUACGUCAGGGCCUCCCCCUCUCUCUGGCUUGUGAUGUCACCAAGAGCAGAACUCGCCUCCACGGAAUCUAACGACUGCACUGUCUUGGAAUGCAUUUACACAGUAAUCAAAUCUUCACAACUGCCAGGGAACACACAUUAAAAACCACUUAAUGUACAAUUGGAAGGCCUUUUGAAUUGUCUUGAAACUGAAACACGUGUAAGGAGGUCUACAAGGAGCAGAGUCUGAGAUUGACGUGUGAAAUUUGAAGUUCCAUAAGCCCAUCGUUUGUGAUGCAAGGACCCAAUAAAGAUGGCAGCUGGGAAACGUCACCAUUCGUGAAGGUGACCUGUGAAGGCUCUAGGGUUUGACUUCCAGGUCACUAAUGAAGCCCGAGACAAAUCACAUCCAUUUGUGGAUGUGGAGUUUUGGGAGGACUUUUCAGACAAGGUCGAGUAGAAGCAGAC
Molecule: messenger RNA, 3845 nt
Organism: Lethenteron reissneri (Far Eastern brook lamprey)
Lineage: Eukaryota; Metazoa; Chordata; Hyperoartia; Petromyzontiformes; Petromyzontidae
Product: zinc finger protein 501-like
Biological process (GO): regulation of gene expression
Cellular component (GO): nucleus
Source: RefSeq, a predicted model, not a curated record